Molecule: messenger RNA, 2916 nt
Organism: Polyodon spathula (Mississippi paddlefish)
Lineage: Eukaryota; Metazoa; Chordata; Actinopteri; Acipenseriformes; Polyodontidae
Product: metal transporter CNNM4-like
Exons: 7
Coding region: 78-2432 (784 amino acids)
Biological process (GO): magnesium ion transport; magnesium ion homeostasis
Cellular component (GO): plasma membrane
Molecular function (GO): sodium ion transmembrane transporter activity; magnesium ion transmembrane transporter activity
Source: RefSeq, a predicted model, not a curated record
CGAGGGGGCGUGGCACUGGAGGGGGCGGGGAAUGAGCAGGUGACAUCAGCACGCAGCUCCCAGAGAGUGAAACAAACAUGGCGACAGGCCGGAGCGGGCUGGGAUACACUACGCUAACUUUGAUCGUUUUCCAAUUAAGCGCAGCUGCUGGGCGGACUGGGGGAGCGGCGGCGGCCGGCGGAGGAGCCGUGAUCCUGGGCAUGAGGCUGGAGAAGAGCGAGGGAGACUCCUGCACGACCACGGGGGACGGCGUCUUGCAAGUGAGGGAGCAGAGUGAGGUCCAGCUCCGGUUUUACGGUUUGCGGCUCAGCCGAGACACCGGCUCGGCUUUCAUCGCCUUCACUGACGAGGAGUUCCCGGAGACCGGGGAGAAGGAUGAGGAGGAGGACCCCACCAACGGCGGUGCCGUUGCCAACAUGACCUGCCCGGACAUCACCAAAGACAUCACCGUCUCCGAAUACAUGAAAGUGUCGAGGCGGGAUACGACCGGCGUGCUCAAUCUCACCAUCAAAGCGCUGCGCAAGAGCGACAAGUCCCGCUUGUACAGACUCUGCAUCCGAAACGGCACCGGGGGUCAGUGGUACCUGCUCGGGGCUAACGACGGCAAGCUAAUGGUGGUGGAGGAGCGCUGGCCCAUGCUGCCGCUGUGGCUGCAGAUCGUGGUCAUCUGCGUGCUGCUGGUGCUGUCCGGCAUGUUCAGCGGGCUGAACCUGGGUCUGAUGGCGCUGGACCCUAUGGAGCUCCGCGUCGUGCAGAGCUGCGGCACGGACAAGGAGAGGAAAUACGCCGGCAAGAUCGAGCCCAUACGCAAGAAAGGCAACUACCUCCUCUGCUCGCUGUUGCUGGGCAACGUUCUGGUCAACACCACGCUGACCAUCCUGCUGGGCGACCUGAUCGGGUCCGGGCUGGGGGCGGUGGUCUCCUCCACGGUCGGCAUCGUCAUCUUCGGGGAGAUCGUCCCCCAGGCGCUGUGCUCCCGCCACGGGCUGGCAGUCGGGGGCAACACCAUCGUGGUGACCAAGUUUUUCAUGCUGGUGACUUUCCCGUUGUCCUUUCCAAUAAGCAAGCUGCUGGACUGCGUCUUGGGGCAGGAGAUCGGCACCGUUUACAACCGGGAGAAGCUGGUCGAGAUGCUGAAAGUGACGGCGCCCUACAACGACCUGGUCAAGGAGGAGAUGAACAUGAUCCAGGGAGCGCUGGAGCUCCGAACCAAGACCGUGGCGGACGUGAUGACGUCGCUGGAGAACGGGUUCAUGAUCCAGAGCGACGCGGUGCUGGAUUUCAACACCAUGUCCGAGAUCAUGGAGAGCGGCUACACGCGCAUCCCGGUCUACGACGGAGAGAGGUCCAACAUCGUGGACAUCCUGUACGUGAAGGACCUGGCGUUCGUGGACCCGGACGACUGCAGCACGCUUAGGUCCAUCACCAAGUUCUACAACCACCCGGUCCACUUCGUGUUCCAUGACACCAAGCUGGACUGCAUGCUAGAGGAGUUUAAAAAAGGUAAGUCUCACCUGGCGAUCGUGCAGAAGGUGAAUAACGAGGGGGAGGGAGACCCUUUCUAUGAGGUGUUGGGGCUGGUCACUCUGGAGGACGUCAUCGAGGAGAUCAUCAAGUCUGAGAUCCUGGACGAGUCCGACAUGUACACUGAUAAUCGCAGUCGGAAGAAGGUGCAGAACAAUAAGAACAAGCGCGAUUUCUCUGCCUUCAAACAGGAGAACGAAUCCACCGUGAAGAUCACCCCCCAGCUCCUCCUCGCCGCGCACCGCUUCCUAGCAACGGAGGUGACCUUAUUCGCCCCAAAUCUGAUCUCAGACAAGAUUCUGCUACGCCUCCUCAAGCACCCCGAUGUCAUCCAGGAGAUUCACUUUAAAGAGGAGGACAAGAUGAGAGCUGAGCAUUACCUGUACCAGCGCAGCAGAGCCACGGACUACUUCAUACUGAUCCUGCAGGGCCGAGUGGAAGUGGAGGCCGGUAACGAGCACAUGAAGUUUGAGACGGGCCCCUUCUCUUACUAUGGGGUUAUGUCCCUCAGCACCCCCACACUUGAGUUUCGCUCCCCCUCUCACAUUGCUGGUCUGAAUCGCUCCGUCUCUCUGAGCUGCACCGACCGGUCCGAGUCACUGUCUGUCGGCGGGAGCAACAACCAGCUCAACAGCACCCCCUCCCUGCAGGCGCUGCAGUACACCCCUGACUUCAACGUGCGCGCACUCACUGACCUGCAGUUCAUCAAGAUCACCCGGCAGCAGUACCAGAACGGGCUGAUCGCGUCCCGGCUCGACAGCACGCCACAGUCCCCCGAGCACACGCACACCGCCACUGAGACGGGCGGCAGUGCCGAGAACGGACCGGAUGAGACAACCAGCCUUCUGAACGAGCAGAACAGUGCGGGGCAGAGCGGCGCGAACCACAGCGCUGACUCCACAGUGUGAUCCAAUACAGUACAAUACAAUACAAUACAGUACAAUACAAUACAGAUAACCACAGCACUGACUCCACAGUGUGAUCCAAUACAGUACAAUACAACACAGAUAACCACAGCACUGACUCCACAGUGUGGUCCAAUCCAAUCCAAUCCAAUACAGAUAACCACAGCACUGACUCCACAGUGUGAUCCAAUACAAUACAGAUAACCACAGUAUGAUCCAAUACAAUACAGAUAACCACAGCACAGACUCCACAGUGUAAUACAAUACAGUAAAAUACAAUACAAUACAGAUAACCACAGUGUGAUGCAGUACAAUACAAUACAGAUAACCACAGCACUGACUCCACAGUGUAAUCCAAUACAGUACAAUACAAUACAAUACAGAUAACCACAGCACUGACUCCACAGUGUAAUCCAAUACAGUACAAUACAAUACAAUACAGAUAACCACAGCACUGACUCCACAGUGUAAUACCAAUACAGUACAA